Bubalus bubalis (water buffalo) is the source of this 10022-nucleotide messenger RNA. RefSeq names its product EMAP like 5 (gene EML5). Bases 114 to 4490 code for a protein of 1458 amino acids. NCBI's taxonomy places the organism in Eukaryota, Metazoa, Chordata, Mammalia, Artiodactyla, Bovidae. The record is from RefSeq and is a predicted model, not a curated record. Gene Ontology annotation, molecular function: microtubule binding. The transcript has 32 exons.
CGCGGCAGGCGGCGAGUGCCGGCCGCCGGGGGAGGGCUCGCUUCGCCCGGCCGCCGCCGCCUCCCGCCGCCGGGCGCCCGAGCGGAGCGGCGCGGCGGGCUGGGCGCCCCGACAUGGCGGCCAGGAGCGCCCCGAGCUGCCACCUGCGGCUCGAGUGGGUGUACGGCUACCGGGGCCACCAGUGCCGCAACAACCUCUACUACACGGCGGCCAAGGAGAUCGUGUACUUCGUGGCGGGCGUCGGCGUGGUGUACAGCCCGCGCGAGCACCGGCAGAAGUUCUACCGGGGCCACAGCGACGACAUCAUCAGCCUUGCAUUGCACCCGGAACGAGCACUGGUGGCAACAGGACAAGUUGGGCGAGAGCCUUAUAUCUGUAUCUGGGACUCGUGCACUGUGCAGACCGUGUCAGUUCUGAAGGACGCUCAUACACAUGGUAUAGCUUGCUUAGCAUUCGACUUAGAUGGGCAGCGCUUGGUUUCAGUUGGACUUGAUUCAAAGAAUGCAGUUUGCGUUUGGGACUGGAAAAGAGGGAAAAUGUUAUCUAUGGCUCCAGGUCACACAGAUAGAAUAUUUGAUAUUUCUUGGGAUUUGUACCAGCCAAAUAAACUUGUCAGCUGUGGUGUAAAACAUAUCAAGUUCUGGAGUUUAUGUGGAAAUGCUCUGACCCCAAAACGAGGGGUCUUUGGGAAGACUGGUGACCUUCAGACCAUCUUGUGCCUGGCCUGUGCAAGGGAUGAAUUAACAUAUUCUGGAGCACUCAAUGGGGAUAUAUAUGUUUGGAAAGGAAUCAAUCUUAUACGAACAAUACAAGGAGCUCAUACUGCAGGAAUUUUUAGCAUGAAUGCUUGUGAAGAAGGCUUUGCUACUGGCGGCAGAGAUGGCUGCAUUCGCCUUUGGGAUUUAACUUUUAAACCAAUUACUGUGAUUGACCUCAGGGAAACAGACCAGGGGUACAAAGGUUUGUCUGUGAGGAGUGUGUGUUGGCGAGGAGACCACAUUCUAGUUGGAACACAGGACGGCGAAAUUUUUGAAAUUGUGGUUCAUGAAAGAAACAAGCCUUUCCUAAUUAUGCAAGGGCAUUGUGAAGGCGAGUUGUGGGCACUUGCUGUCCAUCCUACUAAACCUUUGGCCGUGACUGGAAGCGAUGACCGUUCAGUCAGAAUAUGGAGCCUGGUUGAUCAUGCACUAAUAGCAAGGUGUAAUAUGGAAGAACCAAUUCGUUGUGCAGCUGUAAAUGUAGAUGGGAUCCAUCUUGCCCUUGGAAUGAAGGAUGGCUCGUUCACUGUACUUAGAGUAAGAGAUAUGACAGAAGUUGUGCAUAUUAAAGAUCGGAAGGAGGCAAUUCAUGAGCUAAAAUAUUCACCAGACGGAACUCACCUCGCUGUGGGCUGCAAUGACGGCUCCGUUGGUAUCUACGGGGUUGCCCAGCGCUAUAAGAGGUGCGGGGAGUGUGCUGGAUCGCUCAGUCUCAUCACUCAUCUAGACUGGUCCUCAGACAGUAGAUAUUUACAGACAAACGAUGGGAAUGGCAAAAGACUGUUCUACAGGAUGCCAGGAGGAAAAGAAGUGGCAAGUAAAGAAGAAAUAAAAGGUGUUCAUUGGGCUUCAUGGACAUGCGUUUCAGGCCUUGAAGUAAAUGGAAUUUGGCCCAAGUAUUCAGAUAUUAAUGAUAUAAACUCAGUAGAUGGGAAUUAUAUUGGCCAAGUUUUAGUUACAGCUGAUGACUAUGGAAUUGUAAAAUUAUUUCGAUAUCCUUGCUUAAGAAAAGGGGCCAAGUUUAAAAAAUAUAUUGGCCAUUCAGCUCAUGUAACUAAUGUGAGAUGGUCACAUGAUUAUCAGUGGGUUAUUUCUAUUGGUGGAGCAGAUCACUCUGUCUUUCAGUGGAAAUUUAUUCCUGAAAGAAAACUAAAGGAUGCUCUUCACAUAGCACCCCAAGAAAGUCUUGCAGACUCUAAUAGUGAUGAAUCAGAUUCAGACCUGUCUGAUGUUCCAGAACUGGAUUCUGAAAUUGAGCAAGAGACCCAGCUCACUUACCGUCGGCAGGUUUACAAAGAAGAUCUACCUCAGCUUAAAGAACAAUACAAAGAGAAACAAAAAAGUGGUACUUCUAAAAGAAGAGAGCGGGCUCCAGGAAAUAGUAUUCGGUUACACUUUGUUCACGGUUACAGAGGUUAUGACUGUCGAAGUAAUCUGUUUUAUACUCAAAUUGGUGAAAUUGUAUACCAUGUGGCAGCAGUGGGUGUCAUUUAUAAUCGACAACAGAACACACAGCGUUUUUACCUGGGUCACGAUGAUGACAUUCUCUGCCUGGCUCUUCAUCCUGUGAAAGACUACGUGGCAACAGGCCAGGUAGGUAGGGAUCCCUCAAUUCACAUAUGGGACACGGAAACCAUUAAACCAUUGUCGAUAUUAAAGGGCUACCACCAAUAUGGUGUCUGUGCUGUUGAUUUCUCAGCGGAUGGGAAACGUUUGGCUUCAGUUGGCAUAGAUGAUAGCCACACUGUUGUGCUGUGGGACUGGAAGAAAGGAGAGAAACUUUCAGUAGCAAGAGGAAGUAAAGAUAAGAUUUUUGUUGUAAAAAUGAACCCGUACGUGCCCGAUAAAUUGAUUACAGCUGGAAUUAAACACAUGAAAUUUUGGCAUAGAGCAGGGGGAGGAUUGAUUGGAAGAAAAGGCUACGUGGGCACCCUGGGGAAAAGUGACACCAUGAUGUGUGCAGUAUACGGAUGGACUGAAGAGAUGGCUUUUUCUGGAACGUCCACAGGAGACGUGUGUAUCUGGCGAGACAUCUUUCUUGUAAAGACAGUUAAAGCACAUGAUGGACCAGUGUUCAGUAUGCAUGCAUUGGAAAAAGGGUUCGUAACUGGAGGGAAAGAUGGGGUAGUUGCUCUUUGGGAUGACUCCUUUGAAAGAUGUCUCAAGACCUACGCUAUAAAAAGAGCUGCUUUGGCCCCAGGAUCUAAAGGUCUUCUCUUGGAAGAUAACCCAUCUAUACGUGCCAUAUCAUUAGGACAUGGUCAUAUUUUAGUUGGCACAAAGAAUGGUGAAAUACUAGAAGUGGAUAAAAGUGGCCCAAUAACACUUCUGGUCCAGGGGCACAUGGAAGGAGAGGUGUGGGGUUUGGCUACACAUCCUUAUCUGCCCAUCUGUGCUACUGUAAGUGAUGAUAAGACCUUGAGAAUAUGGGAUCUUUCUCCUAGUCAUUGUAUGCUGGCCGUCCGGAAACUUAAAAAAGGUGGGAGGUGUUGCUGUUUUUCUCCUGAUGGUAAAGCUUUAGCUGUAGGUCUCAAUGAUGGAAGUUUCUUAAUGGCAAAUGCAGAUACUCUAGAAGAUCUUGUCUCUUUUCACCACAGAAAAGAUGUUAUUUCAGAUAUUCGAUUUUCACCAGGUUCUGGGAAAUAUCUUGCUGUAGCAUCGCAUGAUAGCUUUAUAGAUAUAUACAAUGUCAUGAGCAGUAAGCGAGUAGGAAUAUGCAAAGGCGCUACCAGUUACAUAACCCAUGUCGACUGGGAUAUUAGAGGAAAGCUUUUACAGGUCAACACUGGUGCUAAAGAACAGUUAUUCUUUGAAGCUCCCAGAGGGAAAAAACAAACCAUUCCCAGUGGAGAGGCAGAAAAAAUUGGUUGGGCAUCAUGGACAAGUGUGCUUGGUUUAUGCUGUGAGGGAAUUUGGCCAGUAAUUGGAGAAGUCACGGACGUAACUGCCUCUUGCCUCACCAGUGACAAAACAGUCCUAGCGACUGGGGAUGAUUUGGGAUUUGUGAAGUUAUUUAGAUAUCCUGCUAAAGGAAAAUUUGGAAAGUUUAAGAGGUACGUGGCCCAUAGUACACACGUCACAAAUGUUCGCUGGACUUACGAUGACAGCAUGUUGGUUACCUUGGGAGGCGCAGAUAUGUCUCUAAUGGUUUGGACAAAUGAAAUGGAGGGCUGUCGAGAAAAAAGACCUUGUGAUAGCGAAGAAUCUGAUAUAGAUUCUGAAGAAGAUGGGGGCUAUGACAGUGAUGUCACAAGGGAGAAUGAAAUCAGUUACAACAUCAGAGCCUUAUCAACAAGUAUUCGCCCAAUGUUUGGAAUCAAGCCUCAUUUGCAACAAAAAGAACCCUCAACUGAUGAGAGGCCUCCGGUGAGCAGGGCCCCGCCACAACCAGAAAAACUCCAGACCAACAACGUUGGCAAGAAAAAGAGGCCCAUAGAGGACCUUGUGUUGGAGCUUGUUUUUGGCUAUCGAGGCAGAGACUGCAGGAAUAAUGUCCAUUAUUUAAAUGAUGGUGAUGAUAUAAUUUAUCACACUGCAUCUGUUGGAAUUCUUCACAAUGUUGCUACAGGGACUCAGAGUUUUUAUCAGGAACAUAAUGAUGAUAUUCUGUGCCUCACUGUAAAUCAGCACCCCAAAUUUAUCAACAUAGUGGCAACUGGCCAAGUAGGUGAUUUGGCAGACAUGUCAGGUCCUGCCACACUGCACGCGUAUGUCUCAGCCGUCAGAAAUUAAGACAAGACACCAGAUUCCUUUCCCACACAAAUUUGCAGCAAGUAUAUUUUCUGGGCUCAAAUUUCAGUUCCAGCAGCAUUGUUUUUAGAUCUUGAUACAAGUGUAAAGAAAAUUGCCAUAUUUAAAAAAUCUGUUUAACUGUACAGUUGAGGAACUUCCACCUAAUGUUCAAUUUGUAGUUAUUAUUCUGCAAUAUAAUACAUGCUAAAAAGACAAACAUCAGGCCAGAACUCUAAUACAGUUUUCUGAAUGCCUUCCAAGUGAUUAACAUAUUCAGUUAAAAUCAUUUGCUUUUGGAUUGAUAUUCAUAUUUGACAGUACCUAUCUGUGAGACAUUGUCAGAAUUGAAAAUCAUUAUAGGUCAUCAUUAACAAAUGAACAUUUGUAAUUGUUUUUUAAAUAAAGAACAUUGACUUUGAACCCCACUUAAGUGAAUUAAUAUUCCCCCUCAAAAAAUUAAUUCUCAUUAGUAGAUCAAUAUUAUAAAAAUUUUCACUCAGUGAAUUUCAUCAAUAAAAAUUUUGUGGAAAUUUGUUUUCCACAAAAGAAAAUUGUUUUCUUGUAUUACAUAAGAACCUGCAUAAUGUCUUCAAUUUUGUCUCUUUUACAGUAACAGUUUGCUGAGUCCUACUCUAGAGGGAGACAGGCAAUAAAUAAGUACAUUUUUUAAAAUAGCAUGAUCUAAGAUGGUGAUCAACAUGAUAAAAAAAACAACAGGGUGAUAGCAACAAAGCAGUGGUUUUUUCAGAAGUGGUAAGAUCUAGCUAGGCCAAAAAUGAUACUAAACAGUGACGGCCAAAGGGUGGUCUGGGGGCUCCAGACUCAGGCCUGGUUUCAGACUCCUAGACCACCCACACCUUCAGAGGUCCUAGAGGAUCAAGGCAUGGUGGUCCUGGGUCUAUGUCUCUUUGAAAGCACUGCUCCAGGGGUCACACACAACCUGCGUCUACCAGCUUCUGCCCAGGGCAGCCCCCUGAAGACUCAGAGACCAAGAUUCGUUAUUGGGGGCUGAUCGCAUAGACAUAGAGCCGCAACGACUGAAACAGCAUGCUCCCAAGAGAAGGCGGGUGCUCGGUGCCCCAGAUGGACAGAAUGGCCUUAUCAACACAGGAAACAUUUCAGAAGUCAGGUUCUUACACGCUGGCAAGCAGGCCAUUCUAGUGAUGGUGAGUUCAGUCCUGCUUGUGUUCACUUUUUGCUGUGGAGGCCCUAAAGCUGAAUCAAGAAACAGGAAGGUUAGUGUGACUGGAGUAAGGCCUCUGAAAUGAACUUUAAAAAAGGUUGGGUCAGUCACGUGGGUCUUUGCAGGUCAUAGAGAGGGGUUUGCAUUCCUACUAAGUACAGAGUCCAUCACCAGAGAGUUGUAGGCAAGGGAGUUUAUGUGAUCUAAUUUAUACUCUGAGUACAUCACUCUCUGCACUACUAAGAAUACAGAGAGGAAAGAGCCUCCAGAAAAUUGGGAGGCUCUUGCAGUAGUCCAAGCAAAAGACAUUUUAAACUAGGGUGGUAGGAGUGAAAACAGAACUAGGCAAAGAUGGCUCAGAUUUUAGCGGUAGAUCCAGCAGUCUUUCUGAUAGAGUGGAUUGGGGGCAUGAUGGAAAGUAAGGAAUAGAGAGUAACUUAAUUUCUUGCUUGAACAGCUGGCUAAAUGAGAUAGCGCAAUACUUUGGGAGAGAGAGUUGGGCAGGAAGAAAUUAUCUGCAGUCAUUAGGAAUGAAGGGAGUGUAGGUUCAAAUGCAGGAAAACUGGUAGGUUUGGAGGUGGGAAAAUAAGGAAGAUCCUCUCUGAUGGCUUUUGUUGAUACUUCAUCAUCUGAGGGUGAGGAGGUGCUGAGGUAGUGGGAGAAGUUUCAAAAUUCUCACUUUGGAAUGUGGGAGAAUAAACGUGUGUAUUAGAGAGGGUAUAGUCUAAUUACCAUCUGAGUACAAUAGUUGUGUUUUGACUAGACCCUAAGGGAACAUCUUUUGUCUCUGGCAGAGUUUUUUCAGCCCACCUAAGACUGUGUAAGGAGGUAAGAAUCUGACACUUUUGAUCCUUAAGGCAAGUCAAGGAGAGAGAGCUCUGUCUGGAAUAGGUCACUGUUUGUCCCUAUAGGCUGUUCAUUACAUGACUUAGUGGUCUUCCACGGGCCCUCUCAUGACCGAAAAGAAGGAAAUUGAUCAUUGCCCAGGAGUGCAGAGGGAGGGUGCCCACCUGCCUUUGCUGAUUCAGGAGCCCCAGUGCUUCCCGGCCCUUCCCCUCUGCCGCCCGCAGCACUGGCCUCACCCACGCGGCUGUGUUUGUAUGGAAGUGGUGGGGUUAGAUGCUUCCUUGCCUUUUCAUCAAGUGGGAAGGACAAUAAAAUCCUCUUUCAAAACCAUGACCUAAAAUCAGUGCUCCCUGGGUCUUCCCUGGGUGGCCCAGUGGCUAAGACCUCUCACUCCCAAUGCAGGCAGCCCAGGAUUGAGCCCUGGUUAAGGAACUAGAUCCCACAUGUCGCAACUAUGACCCAGUGCAGCCAAAUAAAUGAAUAUUUUAAAAAAUAAUAACAAAUUAGUACUGCCUUUUAGCCUGAGUGAGUCAUUUUAAGAUGUGAGCAAAGACUUGAACUGAAUCACUGAUGUCAGGGGUGAGGGGAUGGGACGAGAAGGAUUGUAGGAUGUGUGGAGGUCUUACCACAAUGGGUGUAGACUAUUAAGUUGACUAUGCAGUGUCUUUCCCCUGAAUUGCUUGUAUUUGCAUGAGGGAGGCAUGGAUUCCUGAAUAAAAUCAGAGCUUUAUUAAGAAGGAAGGAAGGAAUGCUGGGUCCAACAUCAGUGGUGAUGUUGUCCAGUAUAGAAGAAGUGAAGUGAAGUUGCUCAGUCGUGUCUAACUCUUUGCAACCCCAUGGACUGUAGCCUACCAGGCUUCUCUGUCCAUGGGAUUCUCCAGGCAAGAAUACUGGAGUGGGUUGCCAUUUCCUUCUCUAGGGGAUCUUCCCGACCCAGGGAUUGAACCCAGGUCUCCUGCAUUGUAGGCAGAUGCUUUUUACCGUCUCAGCCAUUGGUACACUUAAUGGUCCAUAUUAAAAUCUUGUUUUUAAAAUGCACUGUUUACUAUGCUGCAUCAAGGCAAACUAGGGGAUGGAAAAAAAAAAUCCUUUAAAACUUCGAUUCUUAUGAAAUCUAUUUGUAAUUUUAAGAGACCCUUAUGGGCUCCCCUGGUGGCUCCAUAGUAAAGAAUCCGCCUGCUGAUGCAGGAGACACAGGUUCGACUCCUGGUCCGGGAAGAUCCCACAGGCCAUGGAGCAAGUAAACCCAGGUGCCACAACUCCUGAGCCUGUGCCCUGGAGCCCAGGAGCCGCAACUCCUGAGCCCACGUGCCUCCGCUGCUGAAGGGCCUGGAGCUCUGCGCAGCCUAGAGCCCGUGCUCCGCAGCUAGAGAGGCCCCCGCAGCGAGAAGCCCGUGCUCAGCAGCUAGAGAGGCACUGUGCAGCCACGAGGACCCAGCAAAGCCGUAAAUAAACUAAUAAAGAUACUUAAGAGAGAGAGGGACCCUGUGGCAUCUGUGUCCUGGAGAUGGAGAGUGAGGAAUGGUUACAGAUCGUUGGUAGGGUUGAUUCUCCGGAGAAAGUCAGUGUGGCAGCUAGGCGCUGACCCAGGGCAAGGCACUUCACUUCUGUGAGCCUGAGUCCACAGGAACACAGAACCGCCCAGAGGCAGGGAUUGGAAAGGACGAGAUGCCCCUGGUCACACGCCAAAUCCAUGAGACGUGCCUCUCUGGCGACCUCAGUAAGGGCAGAAGCAGGAGUAGGAUCUCAGCUACUCCAGCUUCAGGCAUGACCACUUUCAAAUUACAGGAGAAAGUCAAACGACAGAAUUUAACCUUUUGUAAGGUAGACCUUGAGAAUGUCCAGUAAUUUAAAUCUUAAAUAUUGCUACUGAUGUACGUUUAGAGCACUCUAAGUGUGUAACAGUCUCAUAACAUAGUCAUACCUAUAUGUUUUAAGAGGUGAAUUCUUGGUAUAAGUUCUUACCAUCUCAUUUGAUUUUUUUAAUAAAACUUUGAAAAUUUCGGGAAUUCAGUUUACUGAAAGUUACUUGCUUUGUAAUUUAUAAAAUAUUGAAUUUGGAGAAUAUUGAGUGUUCUUUCUUAAAAAUCCAUUAGCUACAUCAUCACAUUUAGACAAAUACAGUGUAUGGAUUGCCCAGAGUUUCUUUUUAUAGAUAUAAAAGCAUUUCUGUAUUACAGAAGACCUGUUUAAUAUUUGUCACUGGCAAAAAAUUAUAGAAUGAUCUCCGGUAUAUGUGUGUGUGUGUGCGUGUAUAAAUCACCUAGCAUUUCUUACUGAAUUAAGUUUACCAGUUCCUCAUAUCCUUUCACUUUUAUUGAAUGAGGAAUGUACUAAUUUUAGUCCAGUGCUUAAAUUAUUGUGAUCAAUUUUUCACACAUAAAUGCUCUAUUACGUGGUAAAUUUUUAUGUCUGUUUCCAUGUUGGUUUUAUUUUUUUACAGUUGCAUAAAUCUUUGAAUAAUUUUUACUUAAUGAUACUCAAAUUUAACUCCCUGGGUUCAUAUAUUGUAACCUUGUUUGAAGAACUGUCAGCUUUAAUUUGUCAUUGUAUACUGUAAAUUGUAGAUGGUGUAAAAUAUAGUCUAAAUUUAUCAGACUGUUUUCUUUAGAAACUAGAAUUUCUGUCUGCAUCAAGUGAUUUUAAGACAGCUUGUCAAGAUGUAAUGUUUCUCUAUUUUUGCAAUAUUUGUAGCAGAUUUAUAAUUUGAAGCAAAUGCACUUUCAUGUAUUAAUUAUUUUACUAAAAGUACUUGUGUCCUGAGACUGAACAUAAAUCUGUUUCUUUUUAUAGGGUGCAAUUCAUGAAAAAAGAACAGUUCAAAACUAUGGUUUUUUAACUUAGAAAAUUCAGAGAACUGGGAAAUCUUUUUAAGCAGUAAAAAUGGCUACAAAGAAAAAAAAGUAUAAUUUUAAAAGGAUAAGCAGUAGUAUUUCUCCCAUAAAAUCCUGUUUUUUAAAAAAAAAAUACUGUCUUAUAGAGUGAUAUGCACUUAGCUUUCACCAGAUGUAUGUCUAUUUGGUUGAAAAUUUCCUUUGUGAUCUAUUCAUGUGAUUUCCUACCUAUUGCCUUUCUCAAUUUGUAUUCACUUUCAGUCUCUUCUUCAUAUAGGUACUAAAUAUAUCUUGGUAUUUAAUUAUUGUGUAAUGUUUGUAUAUUUCUCCAUAAUAUACAUAAUUAUACAAAGACUUAACAUGUGUCUAGAACACGCUUUUUUUUUUUUUUUUUUUUGAAAAGUUGUUUAGAGUUGUGAUUGCCUAAUUUGUUUGUCUAAAAUCUAUUUUCUCAAAAGUGCAGUUGGACUAUAGCCUGAGGAAGUAGUCUGUAUUUUUCUCCCUGUCUCUCCUUUCUCUUUCCUUUCCUUUUUUUUAAAUUUAGUCUUAGUUUUGAGUUAUUUUUUAUUAAGUAUACAGUCCUUUGGUAUGUAUUUCUUCCAUGUUUCAGACAUAAGUAUGCAUCAGCCUUAGUAAUGGAAACGUCUAUAACAGGUGUAUCACAGCUUU